CACUCUGUCAGCAGUGAAAUGCGCAGGCGUGGGCGGUGUGCUCAUACCGUGCUGUUUGGAGAUGACGAGCCGGGGGUCCAUGGCUGCUAUUUUAUUGAUUUUCAUUAGCGACGGAGCACUCGGCAUUACCACCGCUCCCACGCUGGAAGGUGCCGGUUUCCGCGGGAGCGACGUCGGCGACGACCUUUCCCUGGAAAGCCCGGGUUCCCUUUUCGGGUGGGACGCGUCCCGCGAGGGUAGGCCUCUGCCCCGCUGGGUGCGGGGAGCCAGUGAGCCGCCGCCGCGGCCGGACUGGGACAGCAGCUCCAGCUCCAGCGCCAGCGCCGCCAGCUGGUGGAUGACUUCGCUGGCGGAGCCGCUCGCGGUGGGCGAAAGCUGCCGGCAGCUGCUGUGGGAUUUCGCCCAGAGCAGCGGGGCUCUGAUCAGCUGCGUGGUGAAGAACGCCCGGCCGGUGCGGCUUUGCGAGGAAUGCACCCCGCAGUUUCAAAGCUUGUGGGAGGCGUUCGCCAACAUCUCAAAAAAUUCAGGGAAUGUAAGCUGUUCAAAACAGCUUUUGAGAUCCGACCGUUUGCAGCUAGUCUUGAACAUGAAUAACUAUCUGCAAAAAAUUUGGACUGACUCCACGUGUGAUGCGUGCUUAAAUGAAAACAAAACAGCACCAUCAGUGGACACUUUAAUCUUUAGGAAGAUGCUGAAUGAUUCUUUGAGUUGUUUUGACCAUUACUCAUUGAAACGCACAGCUCUCGGGAACAAUUCUGAUGUUUGCGUGAAGUGUAAAGUUUUUUACAAUAAUUUAACUGAAUGGUACUAUAGCUUGGUGGAUAAGCAGAGUUUGUGUAUUGACAUCGUUGAUGCAAUGAACUUGACACAGCAGCUCUGGAGCAAAACCUACAACUGCACUGUCCCUUGCAGUGAUACUAUUCCAGUCAUUGCAGUGUCAACAUUUCUUCUUUUCCUACCUGUCAUCUUCUACCUCAGCAGCUUCCUUCACUCUGAGCAGAAGAAAUGGAAGCUUAUGGAGCCUAAACGCUUGAAGCCUUGCAGUAGCACAGCACAUAUUGAAGACCGAUCUUCCUGAAAUUCUACCAAUACAUUUUCUUCUUCAAAGAAAGAAGACCAAAUCUUCCUCGUGCAGAAAUAACAUUUGUGAGGAAAUGUAAUUGCAAUAAAUGUGGUUUUUGGACAACGCAUCCUUUGUAUUUGUAAUUUGAACACUUGAUGGUGUUUAAGAAAUUAUCUACUGAAAAUGUGCAUGUUGGAAAUGUGUUCAAAGCCACAUGAAGACUGCUAAAGAUACUUACUUAUUUAUCUUGUGUUUUUUUGCCUCUGCCUUAAGUUUAAGUCUGUAACUGAAGAAAAAUUAAAACUUUAAAUCUGGUUUUAUUGAAGUGCCCUAAGUUAGGGUAGAUCUCAGCUUUUUCAAAUUUAACAUUCAACUCUAAUGUUUACAUGUUGAGUUAAAAAGUUAACAGCAAUUGAGAGAAUUGCAAGCAUUUAAACCUAUAAGCUAGUUAGAUUGGUUUUGACUAAUUCUAAAAUACAGAUGAAUUAAAACAUACUGGAUGUUGUCCCCAGGAAUGAUGCAUCUUUUCCUGGUUUGAUAUGUUUCUAUAUUAACCCUGCUGAUUCUAAAUGAUGCACUAUUUUUCAAUAUGUAGUAGCACUGUAGUUAGUUGCCUGAGACAUCAAUUUUAGUUCAAAAUUUAGCUUGCUGAUUUUUCUUUAUUUGGUUUUUUUGUAAUUUAAAAUUACUGUGAUCAGGCACUACUGUAAAUAGCUAAAGUAGAUUCAGAAAAUAUUUUUAGAUUGAAACCAAGAAAUAGAACAGAUCCUCAAAAAUGAGGAGCACGUGGAGUUUGUGACCAGAUGUCCUUGAUUUUAUAGAAUAAUAAGUCUAUGCCAUGGAUAUGCAGUUAAUGAUAGCUACAUGUUGUAAUGGCAAAGUUUGGAUAAUCUGUAUGGAAGGGCAUAGUGUGAAUAUUUUCAGAUGGUUUUCCUCACCUGUAUUUUACUUUUGUGUUCUUGCAAUCAGUGCUUGUCUGAAUUUUCAAAAUGUAAAUGGAUCUAUUGUGAGUUACAUUGGGUAUGCAUUGUUUCUUUGUUUCUGGUUACUAUGUGUGAAUGGUUUUUGGAUCAAUAACCUUUUAAGCAAAAAUGAAGCAUUCCAUUAUAGUCACCUACUGACUUGUGAAAAGUUUGUGGUGUUUUCUUCCCUGUUAUUUUAAUGACCAGUUUUUUUUUGUUCAAACAUGGAUGUAUGGAAACAACACAAAGUUGCAUUUUAAAUUAAAUUGUUUGUACACUCAUUCAUUCAGGUGUGACCUUGUGGAUAUCUUUUGCUUUUUUUCUUCUGUUAAUGCUAAAUGCAUAAAUCUGGGCUGAUGUUUCAAAAUAGGACUUUGUUCACAAAACUGGUUGCAAUCAUUAAUUGGGGAGGGGGGAGCGGCUUGGGAAGGAGGAGUGGCAAACGUAGUGGGAAUACUGGAGGAAAGUAUUUGUUGUUCGAUUCUGAUUGAACAUUGUGUUCAUUUCUAAAUGUUUGAAUUUUGUUAGAAAAUGCAGCUCCAAAAGAAGGCUAUUCAGCCCACCAACUUGUGUUGGUAAUGUCAGCUCUUUAACCAGAGCUGCUAAUACCAAUGUAUGACAUUAGUUUGUGUAUGAAUUAAAAAUCCCAUUAAUAAAGCAGAAAACUAAGAUUAAUAUUUCAGAA
Messenger RNA from Hemiscyllium ocellatum (epaulette shark), 2710 nucleotides. It is a transcript of the gene ostm1, whose product is annotated as osteoclastogenesis associated transmembrane protein 1. The transcript has 6 exons. Gene Ontology annotation, cellular component: cytosol. Bases 62 to 1078 code for a protein of 338 amino acids. NCBI's taxonomy places the organism in Eukaryota, Metazoa, Chordata, Chondrichthyes, Orectolobiformes, Hemiscylliidae. The record is from RefSeq and is a predicted model, not a curated record.